Paramecium sonneborni is the source of this 567-nucleotide messenger RNA. Lineage: Eukaryota; Ciliophora; Oligohymenophorea; Peniculida; Parameciidae. The record is from the annotation of a GenBank genome assembly.
UAAAUGAAUUCUUCACAAAGCUCAUUUACUGAUCUCAACGAUUGGGCUUUAGUUUACUAAAAUCUCCAAACCAUUGAACCAGAUUAUUUAUCUUCAAAGCUUAAAUUGCAUUUCAAGACUCUACCCAAUUUUGAUGAGUUUAUAAAACUUUAUGAGUCAUCAAAAAUUGGAUGUGAUGAAGUUUGGAAUCAAAAUGAAGAGAUUUUCUUAUAACUCCUCGUCUUGAGUCUAAAUCCUAGAUGCAUAAAGGUAAAUUAUUUUGUUUUAAUAAUUUAAAGAAUCGAUUUGAUUGGGAGAAGGUCCAAAAGUUAAUGCCAAAGUUUAGGAGUCUAUCAGAAUUGUGCUUUAAAUUCUAAUCUUUCUAUAAAGCACAACUUCCAAGAUAACCCUGGUCUUCUUUUGAAGAUAAAACUUUGUUGUAAAUCAUUUUGUAUUUAUCUUUAUCUAUAAUAUAGGGAUAACAACAGUCGUUGUAAGAAAAAAUGGAGCUCUAUUGCAAAUUAAUACAAUCUAAUCUGUAAAUCUGAAAUUCUUAGAAAUGCNCAUUAAUAAGGAAAAGAUUAUUGA